AAAUUUAAGUCCCCAACUGAUAAAUCAUGAUAUUAUUGCUUCCUUACUUGCAAAGCAGAUCAGAAAGAAAAGAAAAUCGAGACAAUUUGAAGACAGGAAAUGCGUCCUUCUUGGAGCCUCAUCUUAUACGCACUGCUUGUUUUAUUGACUGCACAAGGGAAUAAUGCCAGGAAGAUUAUUUCUCUUGGAAAUGGGAAAGACAACAAUGAAGACUUGAUUGAUUUGUAUCAAGGCAAUGAGCAUGAUCAUGAUCAUUCAACAUCAUCAUCCCACAUGCAUCACAUGGACCCUGCACUAAAUGUUUUCUUCACCCCAAAAGAUCUCAAUCUAGGGAAAACCAUGCCCGUAUACUUUUCCAAAAAUGACCCUUCUACAUCUCCUAGAAUAUUGCCUAGAGAAGAAGCUGCUUCCAUUCCUUUCUCAAUCUCAAAACUCUACCUUCUUGAAUUUUUCUCCUUCACCCAAGACUCUCCCCAAGCCAAGUCCAGAUACACAUUGACCCAAUGUGAGCUUGAACCCAUCAAAGGAGAGGCCAAGUUUUGUGCUGCCUCCAUAGAAUCCAUGCUUGAUCUUGUAGGUGCCCUCUUUGGAUCAAGCACCAAGUUCAAGGUCUUAACCACAUCCCAACUCAAAAACUCAACUACCCUUUUCCAAAACUACACCGUUUUGGAAGCUCCCAAGGAGAUCUUGGCUCCUAAAAUGAUUGGAUGCCACACCAUGCCUUACCCUUAUGCAGUUUUCUAUUGCCAUAGCCAAGAAAGUGAGAACAGGCUGUAUCAAGUUUUGCUUGGUGGUGAGAAUGGAGAGAGAGUUGAAGCUGCUGCUGUUUGCCACUUUGAUACUUCUCAGUGGGACCCUAGCCAUGCGGCAUUCAGUGUGCUUGAUGGUCAACCUGGGAGCUCCCCUGUCUGCCAUUUCUUUCCUGCUGAUAAUCUUGUUUGGGUGCCACUGCCAGCUUAAUAGUAGCACUGUGGUUUUCAAUUUGUAAAUGCAUGCAUGGUACUAAAACAAUCGUUUCAAUAGCAUAUGUCACCCACAGUGUUAUGCUUAAAGGAGUGAUUGGAUGGUACCGACUAUGAAAUUUUAAAUACUUGAUACAUUAUCAAUAUAUAUAUAUAAUGAUCCAUCGCUGUUUAUUCUAGGUUAUAUGAAUUAAUAUAAACCUAGAUUAUAUUGACA
This is a messenger RNA of Prunus persica (peach), 1179 nucleotides long. Its product is annotated as BURP domain protein USPL1. Lineage: Eukaryota; Viridiplantae; Streptophyta; Magnoliopsida; Rosales; Rosaceae. The record is from RefSeq and is a predicted model, not a curated record.